Molecule: messenger RNA, 516 nt
Organism: Aspergillus uvarum CBS 121591
Lineage: Eukaryota; Fungi; Ascomycota; Eurotiomycetes; Eurotiales; Aspergillaceae
Exons: 2
Coding region: 1-516 (171 amino acids)
Source: RefSeq, a predicted model, not a curated record
AUGGCAUUGAGCCAAGCCGCCCUGCUUGAGCACGAGAACCACCAACUCCGGGCUACUAAUGAACGCCUGGAGAAGAAGAGGAAACGAAGCCAUCGCCAAGUUCCAGGCCUCAACGGCUUGACCGCUGGCGAGGCAGUUGAGGCUUUUCAACAAGCCUGUGGAGCUGGGGAGGCAUUUAAGACUGAAAGGUCCUUGGAGGUGCUCGGCGAGGAACAGCCUCGCCGCCGCGCGCCAUCUCGCUGUUCUGAUUCUGUCCAUAAUUUCGAACAUCAGAUCCGGGUGAAUGUCGUCUGUUCCGGGUAUACGGAUACAGCCAUGAUGCAGGCGACCCUGCGGCGGUAUCCGGUUAUGGAGCUCUUGAUCCCCCGGAUGAGUCCAUUGGGAAGGGUGGAGGUGCCGGAGGAGGUGGUCGAUACGGCGGUGCUCUUGUGUAGUCCGGCGGCGAGCUUUGUGAAUGGGGCUGGGGUGAUGGUGGAUGUGGAGUUUAGUUUGGUGGUUGUGAGGAACGGUUUGUAG